CUCUAAACACUCCUAAUUUUGGAUUUAUUUUUUUAUUUAUUUCAUAUCACUAACUAGGGGUGGCUAUACGGUCCGGUCCGCUUAAAUUGGACCAAAUUGAUCCGGUCCAAGUCCGGUCUUUUCAGGAAUAUAAGGACCAAAGAUUGGAUUGGAUACACUCCGGUCUUGAUCCGGUCCGGUCCCAAUUUGAUUUUUAUUUUAGAUUGAGCUUGUGGGGAUUUGAAUGUUGGCGUCUCUUAUCCGGUCUUUAUCUGGGUUUUUUUACCUCAAAUCUAAGCCUGAAUAUGAGAUUGGAUUGUUUGCUAUCCGGUCCCAGUCUGGUCCCGAUCGGGGUUAUACGGUCCGAUUUCGAGUAAAACCAAACAGUCCUGGACCAAAUUGCCAGCCCUAUCACUAACACCGUCGUCAAAUCCACCUUCGCCAAUGCCGCAGACCACCGCGCUGAGCGCUCAACUUCCUCGAUGAUCGCUACUUCACCGCCGCCGACGCGGACAAUGAUGUCAGCAGGGAGGAGGCUGAUGCUGCUUCCUGGCUCCUCCCAACUCGCCACCGGCGGGUAUGUAUCCAAAUAUGAACACGGUCCAAUUCAUGUUCCCCGAAUAGAUCCGUACGGCAGUACCUGGAGGAGGCGAAUCCUGCGCCGGGAGAGGGUUAGAGCAUAUUGAUUUCUGUUUAAGCCACGAUACUUCCCUCUUCCAAACGCGCCUACUUCACUGCACCACGGGCGCCCAGGCUCUGCAAAACUAGCGCCUAGAGGGCUAAACCCGCCCGUUAGCACUCCGACGAUCAAGUCAGUAGUAAUUCUAGAGAGAUAAGUGAAGGGAUAGGACUUAGUGAGAGAAACCGACCUGCUUAAAUGCCACCUACCAGGGACUAUUUAUACUACUGGAGCUUCCGACCAGGCUCCGACCAACCCCUGCAACACAACCUUACGUCAGCCCAGCAUUAAAUGCUCAGCCAGGUCCAACGCCUACACGCCUACACGUGGCACAUUGUCCUUCCUCCACGUCGGGGCGCAUAGGGGGACCACCUACCCCGUGGAGCCUUUCCGACUUCUCCCAUCCGUACUUCCUUGUCCGCGAGCCUAUUUUGUCGUUAUGCGCCCCUCCUCCUUUAGGGCUACCUAGGUCAUGCCCUAAUAGGCCAUAAAUGGGCUUCAGGCCCAACAGGCUCCUGACUUUCGUGGGCUUAUCCCUAAUACCCCAACAAUUUCUAAGAUGAUUCGGCGAGGGUUAGAGCAGGGGAAAGCGGCGGAGGCGGUAGGGGAGUUGGAGGCGGCAGGGUAGUUGGGUGAGUAAGGAAGACGGAAGGUGUUGGGACUCCUUAACUUAACAUUUUAAUUAAUUGAGUUUUAGGGAUAUAAAAUAUUUAAACUCAAAAUUAAGAUUAGAUUAGGGGUAAUUUGGUCAUUUCACAACUCAUUAAACAACUAUUUGACGGAAAAUUAGACGGAAGAAUACAUUCAUUACGUUUUAUUAUUAAAAGAGUAUGUUUGUGCAAAAAAUUAAUAGAGAAGUACAUUUUUUAAUUUGUGAUAGUAAAGAAGUACAAAAUGCUAUUAACCCAUUUCCAAUCCUACCUUAAAUAAUAGAUCAUUCUCCAAACAACCAGGAUUUUCUAUUGGUCUAGCAUGUUUCACACCGUGCUUUACACCAAGUACCUUUUUCUUAUUCAUUUCACUUUACACUCUCCUCAAUUUUGCAUCAUGUGUAUCAAUUCACACAUCUCUCAAUUUUGCACGAAAGAAAUGCCCAAGACAGGGUAAAGCAAAGACCAUGUUCUAAACGUGUGCUUUAAUUCACUCUCUUUUUUAUAGUUACUAUUAUUUCUAAAAAUCAGCUGUAACUAAAUGUCCAAUGGCAAUAAACAAGAUCAUAUUAAAGAUAUUGAUAAAUU
Messenger RNA from Linum trigynum, 1896 nucleotides. The record is from the annotation of a GenBank genome assembly. Lineage: Eukaryota; Viridiplantae; Streptophyta; Magnoliopsida; Malpighiales; Linaceae.